GUGAAAUGUCGUGACAGUCUGCAAACUCUCCUAAAUAUUUCCUAAUGCUUUUAUCGUUUAUAAAAAUAACACCAAGAAAAAAAUGGAAACUACGUCGGAAAAUGUUAAAACCUGCAUUUUACUUAGAUAUCCUUCCACAUUACUUUACCAAUAUAAUAGAGGUAUCACAAAAUAUGGUUGAAUGUCUUAAAAAGGAAGCAGAUGGAAAUCCCAUUGUCAAAGAUUUAAAAAGUUUUAUCGGCCAACACACUCUCAACAUAAUAUGCAAAUCAGCUUUCGGUGUUGAACUGACGGGAAAAAACGAACUAGAAAUUAAAUAUCCUCAUGCCAUUCAUGAGUUUGUUAGAAUUUCUUCAAUCAGAUUGUCAAGACCAUGGUACUACUUCGAUAGUAUAUUUGCAUUUUCACCACUUAGUAGAGUACAAAAAGAAAAUUUGAAAACGUUGCACAGUUUUUCCAGAAAUAUUAUUGCGGAAAGAAAACGUUUUCAUAAACAAACUAAUGGGAAAUAUUUGCAAAUCAAUAAGAAUAAUGAGGAGGAUAAUAAUUUGUAUUCUAAGAAAAGACUUUCUCUGCUAGAUCUGCUUAUAGCUGCAUCUUGGGAAGAUAAUCAAAUAGAUGAGGAAGGAAUUCGAGAAGAAGUGGAUACUUUCAUGUUUGGAGGUUUCGACACUACUGCGAGUGCACUAACCUUUGCUUUGAGUCUUUUUGCUAAGCACAAAAGUGUCCAGGUAAUGUUCCCAAAUGAAACUAUCACUUUACAUGAUUAUAAAAAUAUAAGAGACGAGGUUCGAUCGAUUAUGCAAGAUGAUAAUUUUACGAUGUCAUCACUUUCAAACCUUUCGUAUUUGAACCGAUGUUUGAAAGAAUCAAUGCGUUUAUAUCCAAGCGUCCAUGUGAUUUUUCGGAAAAUUUUUCGUGAUUUGCAGCUAAAACAUUAUUUAAUUCCAUCUGGUACGAUCGUUGGAGUGAAUAUUUACAGCGUGCACAGAAAUCCAAAAUAUUGGCCAAAUCCAAAUGUUUUUGAUCCAGAUAGAUUUUUACCGGAGAAUAGUACAGGACGUCAUCCCUAUUCCUUCAUACCAUUUAGUGCUGGGCGGAGAAUCUGUAUUGGUCAAAACUUUGCAAUGCACGAGCUAAGACUCAUUGUUGCUUUUAUAUUGUAUCAUUUUGAAUUAGAACCGGUGGAUGAGCUGGAUGAUGUUACAUUUGCGGCUGAUAUAACUCUUACCCCGAUUAAACCAUUGCGAAUCAAAUUUAUACCAAUUUCAUAGGUAUUUUUAUGCAUAUUACUUUUUACAGAAUAAUAAACAUUUAUAUCUUUUGUAGAAAAUAUAUUAAAAAGUCGUGAAUAAUU
Messenger RNA from Polistes dominula (European paper wasp), 1357 nucleotides. Its product is annotated as cytochrome P450 4C1. Gene Ontology annotation, molecular function: heme binding; oxidoreductase activity, acting on paired donors, with incorporation or reduction of molecular oxygen; iron ion binding. NCBI's taxonomy places the organism in Eukaryota, Metazoa, Arthropoda, Insecta, Hymenoptera, Vespidae. The record is from RefSeq and is a predicted model, not a curated record.